Molecule: messenger RNA, 2119 nt
Organism: Pseudomassariella vexata
Lineage: Eukaryota; Fungi; Ascomycota; Sordariomycetes; Amphisphaeriales; Pseudomassariaceae
Product: permease for cytosine/purines, uracil, thiamine, allantoin-domain-containing protein
Exons: 2
Coding region: 224-1732 (502 amino acids)
Biological process (GO): nucleobase transport; transmembrane transport
Cellular component (GO): plasma membrane
Molecular function (GO): nucleobase transmembrane transporter activity
Source: RefSeq, a predicted model, not a curated record
GGGCCCUUGGAAUUUUGUCGCCUUUUGGAUUUCGGAUUCGUGAGUUGCUCUCGGAUCGGCUGUUUCCAUUUUGUUGGGUUGGGAUGGGGUCGUCGUCUGAAAUUAUACAGCGACGGCGGCCCCUUCGCCCUUUGCGCUUUACGCGCCCCCUUUCUUCCAUACAAGCCGCACCGCUGGCCUCGAGGAAGCUUUGUUGAAUAGUAACUAACAACGCUCCUCCAGAAUGAACCUGAAUACCUUCAUGAUCAGUAGCAGCAUGGUGGUUGCCGGAAUGUCGUGGUGGCAAUCGUGGAUCUGUGUCUGGCUCGGAUAUGCCAUCGCUGGGUGCUUCAUCUGCCUCACGGGCCGGAUAGGAGCCGUGUAUCACAUUGGAUUCCCGGUGGUCAACCGGGCUUCCUUCGGAAUAUACGGGGCUCUCUGGCCGGUCUUCAACCGAGCCGCCAUGGCCUGUAUCUGGUACGGUGUUCAAGCCUAUAUAGGGGGUCACUGCGUAUACCUGAUGAUCCGGGCCAUAUGGAAAAGCUGGGAUCGGGACACCAUCCAACCCGGUGCCUUCGCCGUCGACUCUGGGACUACGACUGCCGAUUAUGUCUCUUUCUUCAUCUUCUGGCUCUGCUCCCUGCCGGCCAUAUGGUUCCCCGUACAUCAGAUUCGGCACUUGUUCACUGUCAAAAGUUACUUUGUUCCUUGCGCAGCCAUCGCCUUCUUUAUAUGGGCCGUUGUCAGGGCUGGCGGUGUAGGGCCUAUCAUACGACAACCAGCGACGAUCAGCGGCAGUGAACUCGGAUGGGAAUUUGUCAAAGGCGUCAUGUCGUCCAUAGCCAACUUUGCCACACUCAUCGUGAACGACCCGGACUUCAGUCGUUUCGCCGGCAAACCUCGCGAUGCUUUGUGGUCUCAACUUUUUACUGUACCUAUCGGUUUCGCCAUUACGAGCUUCAUCGGCAUUUUCGUUUCCUCCUCGUCCGUGGUCAUCUAUCCCGGGAGCGAGCCUAUCUGGGAUCCACUCGACCUUCUUGAAAAUUUUAUAGAUGACGGUGGAUCCGCCCAACGAUUUGGUGUCUUUGUCAUCGCGCUUGCAUUCGCACUGGCGCAACUUGGGACUAAUAUUGCAGCAAAUUCAGUCUCGGCCGGUACAGAUCUGACCGCUCUCUUUCCGCGGUUCCUCAAUAUUCGUCGCGGCGGUUAUAUCUGCGCGGCAGUCGGUUUGGCCAUGUGCCCAUAUACGUUGUUAACUUCUGCCAACCAGUUCACUACCUACUUGAGCGCAUAUUCCGUUUUCUUGAGCUCCAUUGCUGGGGUCAUGUGCAGCGACUACUACUUCGUUCGAAAGGGCUAUCUGGAGAUCAAGGAACUUUACGACGCCCGGAAGACGGGGCCAUAUUUUUACAGCUUCGGUUUCCACUGGAGGGCUUACACUGCCUACAUCGCCGGUAUCCUGAUCAACGUCGUAGGAUUCGCAGGCGCCGUUGGACGUGAAGUUCCCGUUGCGGCCACCUAUAUCUACAACCUCAAUUUCUUUUGCGGUUUCAUCAUCUCGGCAGCAAUUUACUGGGGUCUGUGCAAAGUGUCCCCGGUUCCUGCCGUGAGCGAUAGAUGGUUGGAAGUUGGCGAUGAAAUCACGGAUAUCAGGUUGGCAUACGAGGGCAGCAGCCAACAUGAAUUCGACGAAGAAGCGGUCGUUAGUGGGAAGUACGGCGAGAACCAGAAAACUGUCUGCGGCAAAGUGUAAACUCGUUUUGAAAAGCGCCUCCGCCUGAAUUUCAAGCAAAGGGUUCAGUUCCUACUACGUACAUUCAAUGAGGUGUUUCCAAUAUGGCGUUUUCAAUAUGGCGGACGGUACCCUGUACACGAACGGGUUCAGGGAAACCAGCUCUCUUGAUCGACGCAAGCGGCUAGGAUUCACCUCUACACAGUCCCUAUUGGUCAGACGCGCCGGAGGAGGCACGGCCCCUCGGCUAUCCGCUCAUCUCCACCACAUGCAAGACACUCAGGCGACUCAGGCGGACAACGAAACAAACGGCUCUCCUAGGGUUGGAAUGGAAUGACAGGAAUAGCCUGUUAUUCUGGUGUCGUAGAUUGACAUGACCUGGCCAUCCCAUGUUUUCCCCUAUUUCGU